This is a messenger RNA of Lethenteron reissneri (Far Eastern brook lamprey), 1128 nucleotides long. Its product is annotated as UDP-glucose 4-epimerase-like. Gene Ontology annotation, molecular function: UDP-glucose 4-epimerase activity. Lineage: Eukaryota; Metazoa; Chordata; Hyperoartia; Petromyzontiformes; Petromyzontidae. The record is from RefSeq and is a predicted model, not a curated record. Gene Ontology annotation, cellular component: cytosol. Gene Ontology annotation, biological process: beta-D-galactose catabolic process via UDP-galactose, Leloir pathway.
GAAGCGCCGCGGCUGCUGUAGACGUGGGGGGGAGGGGGGGAGGGACACGUGGCUACAGGACUCAUUGCCCCGGCGUUCCCAGCACAUCGCUACUCACAUUCCAACCCGACUGGUCACCUGCCACACCACUGGUCACCACCUUCCACACCACUGUUCACUUACCACACGACUGGUCAACUUCCAACCCGAUCGUUCACCUACCACCGACUGUUCAUCACCUAUCAACCUCGCUGUUCACCACCUACCACCGACUUCACCUACCAACCCUACUGUUCACCACCUACCACCAACUUCACCUACCAACCCUACUGUUCACCACCUACCAACCCCACUGUUCACCACCUACCACCGACUGUUCACCACCUACCACCGACUGUUUUUUUGUUUUCGGGGUCACUAAGUGCGCUGCUGUAUUGACAUUGAAUUCAUCUUGCACGUCUCGCAGCAGCAGCGGCGGCGGCGGCGAUGGCGGCGGCAGGGAGCAAGAGGACGAUCCUGGUGACGGGUGGAGCCGGCUACAUCGGGAGCCACACGCUGGUGGAGCUCGUGCAGGCCGGCUACUCCGCCGUGGUCAUCGACAACUUCCACAACGCCAUCCGUGGUGCGCAAGCCGGUCCCGGUGGGGAGCCCGAGAGCUUGCGUCGCGUGAGGGAGCUCACGGGGGCCGACAUUGCCUUCCACGAGGUCGACAUGAUGGACGAGCCGGCACUGCAGAAGCUCUUCAGCCAGUACUCCUUCAGCGCCAUCAUCCACUUCGCCGGCCUCAAGGCGGUGGGCGAGUCUGUGGAGCAGCCGCUGCGCUACUACCAGGUCAACGUGGCGGGGGCACUCAACCUGCUGCAGGUGGCGAAGGCGCACGGCGUGCGUGACGUGGUGUUCAGCAGCUCGGCCACCGUGUACGGCGUCCCCGAGAAGCUGCCGCUGGGCGAGACGCACCCGACGGGCGGCUGCACCAACCCCUACGGCAAGAGCAAGUUCUUCAUCGAGGAGAUCCUGCGCGACCUGUGCUGCGCUCAGCCGGUGAGGGGCGGCGGGGGUGGCGAGGGCGGUGAGGGAGAAAACGAUAAACACACCCUGGUUACCGGGUUUGCUGCGAACGUACAGAAACGUCCAGAGCCGCACGUGUGA